Molecule: messenger RNA, 4388 nt
Organism: Anopheles maculipalpis
Lineage: Eukaryota; Metazoa; Arthropoda; Insecta; Diptera; Culicidae
Product: protein sax-3-like
Exons: 14
Coding region: 30-4388 (1452 amino acids)
Biological process (GO): axon guidance; cell-cell adhesion
Cellular component (GO): axon; plasma membrane
Molecular function (GO): protein binding
Source: RefSeq, a predicted model, not a curated record
GUGGAAUCGGUGAAUUCCACCAACCAAACAUGGAUUAUGUGGUGCUAGUAACGACGCUUUUAGCAUUGCUAAUAAGCCCAACGAUACAAGGCCAGUAUCGUCCGCCUCGAAUUAUCGAGCAUCCGAACAACCAGAUCGUACCGAAAAAUGACCCCGUAACGCUAAACUGUAAGGCGGAUGGAAAACCGGAACCGACCAUCCACUGGUACAAGGAUGGUGAACCGAUGAAGCUAACACCAAACCACCUCGUACUCCCGGCGGGCUCACUGUUCUUCUUGCGCACGCUGCACAGCAAGAAGGAGAACGAUGCUGGAGUGUAUCGAUGCGUUGCCACGAACAUUGCUGGAACUGCCGAGAGUCGAAACGCCACGCUACAGAUUGCAUUGCUUUCGAAUCAGUUUCGAGUCGAGCCAAAGGAUACACGGGUGGCCGCCGGUGAAACGGCCCUGUUGGAGUGUGGUGCGCCGAAAGGUACGCCCGAACCUACGAUCCGAUGGAUGAAGGAUGACAGCUGGAUGGACGACCAUCUACGGUCCGCGAAGGAAAUCAGCCGGAUACGGGUCGUGGAUGGUGGAAAUCUUCUCAUCAGUGACGUACGGCAGGCCGAUGGUGGACGCUACAAAUGUGUAGCGUUCAACGCGGUCGGUUCACGCGAAAGUUCCAUCGCGCGGCUCACGGUACAAGUGAAACCAUAUUUUAAGCUGGAACCAAUGGAUACGACGGCUCUCGUUGGACAACGGGUACAGUUCCUGUGUGCAGUGGACGGUGAUCCGCAGCCCCAAAUCUUGUGGAGCAAAGAAAAUGGGCACAUUCCUGUGGGUAGGGCUGAAAUUUUGGAGGAAGACCGUAGUUUGAUUAUUAGAAGCGUGGUACCGACCGAUCAAGGUCUGUACAUCUGCGAGGCACACAACGCGAUCGGUCAAAUCAGUGCCAAGGCUCAACUCAUCGUCAACUCUCCACCAACAUUCCUGAUAAAGCCUCAGGAUCAGAAGACGGCCCUAAACGGGGUAGCAUCGUUCAAGUGUACUGCCUCCGGCAAUCCUCAACCAUCCGUGUUCUGGACGAAGGAAGGCUCCCAAACGCUCAUGUUUCCCAACAAUACGUACGACAAUAUGCAGGUCUCGGUACAGGGAACGCUACAGAUUCGCGGCGUACAAAAGGAUGACGAUGGCUACUACAUCUGUUCGGCACUGAGUGUCGCCGGUUCCACAACCAGCAGAGCUUACUUACAGGUUCUAACAUCGCAGGACAGCAAUCCACCCCCGAUACUGCAGAUCGUACCGGCUAAUCAAACACUGCCCCGCGGCACUGUUGCCACGCUGCCAUGCCGUGCCAGCGGUAAUCCGACGCCCAUGAUACGCUGGAUGAAAAAUGCGACCGAUAUCAACCUUUCCGGCGGUAACGGGCGCUUCUCAAUCAUCCAGGGUGGCACGCUAAGAAUUGAUGAUUUGCGAAAUGAGGACAGCGGCUGGUAUCGAUGUGUGGCAUAUUCUGAGAAAGGUGAAACCUCGUGGAGUGCAUAUUUAACGGUUGAAAGUAACCUUUCCUCAAUGCAGCAUCGGUCGCACAAUGCCGAUCUGCUACCAUCGGCGCCGGGAAUACCGAAAGCGGUGAACAUAACUAAUAGCAAUAUCACACUGACCUGGACUCGAGGUCAGGAUGAAUUGCAAAUGAACUCCGUAACUGGUGGAUAUACGAUCGAGUACUACAGUCCCGAGGAAAAAGCGGGAUGGAUCAAAGCUAUGAGUCGCAUACCCGGUUAUACUGCAACGAUAACAAAUCUGUCACCCUCCACUUCAUACAUGUUCAUUAUCCGAGCUGAGAACUCCUAUGGCUAUUCUGCGCCAUCUCCAACGUCAGGCAUUCUUCGCACGCUAUCGGCAAAUGAUGGUGUUACCAUGCCAGAAGAAAUAGAAACUGCUCGACUUGUGCUCAGCGGACAGGUCUUGGAGUUGGUUGACGCAGUAGCAAUCAACUCGACGGCCAUUCGGCUCGAAUGGCAACUUCACAUCAGUAAUACGGAAGAAUACGUCGAAGGCUUGUACGUACGCUACCGCAACCUCUCGGCAAUCGAUACGCAAAGUUACAGCAUGCUCAGCAUAAAGAUGAAUCCCUCCGAGACGUACGUCAUAACGGGGCUAGAAAAGUUCACGCGUUACGAGUUUUUCCUGACGCCCUACUUCAAGACGGUCGAAGGACAACCGACCAGCUCGAAGGUGGUGCAAACGCUGGAGGAUUUCCCCACGGGUGCGCCGCUGAACGUGCAAACAGGGAUGGUAAACUUAACUGCCGGGCUGGUAAAUUGGUUGCCACCACCGGAAAAUACGCUAAACGGUGUGCUGCUCGGAUACAAGGUGCAGUUACGGGCGAGCAAUUCGUCGAAAGUUCUAGCACAGAUCACGCUCAACGGUCCUACUACGUUCGUCGUGCUGCACAGACUUACCACCGGUAUGACGUACACGGUGCGAGUCGUUGCGUACAAUCGUGUUGGGGCUGGUCCAUUCUCGAAGCCUGCCUAUCUUAUUAUGGAUCCUGCACACGUUAUAGCACCUCCAAAAGCGCACAACUCGUUGAGCGACAUUGAGGGUUACAGGCAACAGGGACUGCUACAUGAAACCUGGUUCAUGGUACUGAUGAUCGUAAUUUUGCUAUCGGUUCUAACGGGUGGAUGUAUCGCGGGGGUCCUCUUUUUCCGCAAUCGAGCGAAGGUGAGCAAAGAAAUGCUGAGCGCUUCGAUUACGGGCAACACAAGUAUGGAUCCUAGUCGCCGACCGAUGAUGGUUUCCCGACGGGAUGGACUUUGGAUUGAUCGCGGUCGUCGAUCGAUUGAUACCGACAAGGAUUCAGGGUUGAGCGAAGCCAAAUUGUUGGAGAGCUCUCAAAACACUGCCAACUAUGCGGAUGUCAGUACGGAUUACGCUGAGGUGGAUCCAAGGAGCAUAACGUCAUUUUACAAUAGCCGUAAGUCGCCCGACAAUCCUUCACCCUAUGCAACAACUGUUUUAGUAAAUGGGAAUGCGAACGAAAAUGGAAAAAUAUGCUAUCAAGGACUAGAUGGCUAUAUCUCAGGUGCGUCAACUAAUCGAUCAGAUCCAGCAACAUAUCUGGCGGGGCAUCCGAAAGCCUUCACUCCGGUGCCAUAUAAUCAAGCUCCUGCCAACUGGAUUGAUUUCCUUCCUCCUCCACCGGAGCAUCCGCCCCCGAUACCACAAGCUUUAGACCACCACAUACAUCUAAAUCAUGUGUAUCCCUCGGAAUUGAUCGGUGGCGGUGGUGGUGGUCUUCCACCAACCACAACCGCCAUCGGUUCUCAGGGAUCAUCCGUACGUUGUGGAUCGGCACAAUCCGGUAGCUAUAAUAGUGGAAGUGCUCAACAUUCAUAUCAAUAUGUAGAUCCAUCCCUGCUAGGACGAGGAUCAUCUAGGAGCAGCUCGAACGAAUGCACCAUGCGCAACGUUCCACCGCUUCCGCUGCCAACGCAGCAGCAAACGCACUUCCUGCCGUACAUGAACGGUACGUCCGGUUCCACGGAUCAGUCGCCCUACUUCAACGACGAAGUGUACAACAGUCCUGUGAAGAACGGUGACGUCAACUAUCAUCAUCCGUAUCGGAUGCCUAACUCUUCGUCGGCAUCUUCCAUAUCAUGCUGUCAGUCAAAUCAUUCCCGAAGCAGCCAUUCGGCCGGUUCGAAAAAUCACGACUUUCUAGACCAGCAACAGCAGCAACAACUUCAUCUUCAGCAGCAGCAACAGCUUCACAACAAUAUGAUGCUUCAAGGAUCGCAUCAUAUGAACAAACUUAACGGCAUAGGUAGCUACGAUGGACUUACCCCGUCAAAGGUGGUGUCUUUCAACGACCAGUAUCAAAUGUUGGACGAUAGCAGCACCAACGGUGAAGUUGGAGGCAGAACUGAGCACGAAAAUUGCACCUACUUCACCAACUAUUCCGAUGCGUCCGGUGCGAGCAGUAGUAGCGGUAGCGGUGGCUUCCGAAUGCAUCCGAAGUUUGUGAAAACCGUGCACGUAAAUAUUGAAAAUGCCAUCAACGGUAACUACCACCAUCAUCAGCAACAGCAGCAGCAGCAAUCGCCUAUCAUCACCAAUGGCCAUCACAAUCAUAGUCACCAGCAACAUCAUCAUCCCUAUGUGUACAAUCAACAGCAUCAGCAGGACCCGAUCAGCGAACACGAAGAGACUGAAACCGACAAAAUGCUGACCGGUGGGGGUAGUAGUUUCAGCGAAAACGAUGACCACACGGCCAGCAAUGGUGGCUCGGGACCGGAUUCCGACACUCACGACGAGAUGACAAAGAAGCUUUGCAACGGGCGUGACGAUGGUGCAUCGAUCUGUCCGGUGUAUGAGGAACCAUCAGUACAUCAGACUUCAUAA